UUUGGAAAGGGAGCAAACACACGUCAAAGCAGAAAAAAAAUAUAGAGAGAGCUAAGAUGUGAAAAUCUCUAUAUGUUGAUGGAUCAAACAGAAGAAAGACAAAAGUUUCAACACAGCCUGAAAGGAGGAGGGGAGACACAGAGAGAAGAGAAAUAUCUGGAGACAAGGUGAAGAAGAAGAGUAGGAAAGAAAAGGUGGAAUAGGGAUUCCUGUGGAUGUCUCAGUCAUGAAGCUGAACUCGAUACUUGCCUUCUUUCUCCUUAUUUACCCAUAUGCAGCCAUGGGAGGCAGAGCUCUGCGGAGACAGAGAGAAGCUGAAGAGAGGCUGACGCCAUACAUUGGUAGAGUGGACCCCGAAAAGCUUUGUGAGCUGCUCAGAUGCCACAGUCCCGUUGGAUCUUGGUGCCAAGUACAGGAAAAGGGAAUUCUCACACCCAAGUGUGUUUGUCCGCAGUCAUGUCCACGGCAGAGGGCGCCAGUGUGCAGUGUUCUGGGAAAGACCUAUGGGAAUGAGUGUUUGCUUCACAAAGAAGCCUGUAGGAAGAGGCGCCGCACUGGAGUGGCUCACUCAGGACCCUGUUUGGUCCUCAAGAGUGAAUGCAACAAGGAAGAGCUGGGCCAGUUUCCAUAUCGUCUCCUGGACUGGUUUCUUCUCCUGAGGCGAAUGAGGGAGGCGUACACACCUGCAGCUCUGCCACAAACCUGUCUCAGCCACGCCGAGAGGACGCAGCUGGCAAAGGAAAGCUUUACUUUACUGGACAAGAACAAAGACGGAAAGCUGAGCAGGAGGGAUCUGAAGAAGCUAUAUUACAAGAAGAUGCCUUCGGAGCGUUGUGCUACACCAUUCUUCCUGUCUUGUGAUCGCGACAAGAACAAGAAAGUCACUGUGAAAGAGUGGACAGCCUGUCUGGUGGAUCGUUCCGAGGCCUGGUUUUAUCAUUUCAUGUCAAUGAAAAUGGGCUCUCACCAGCUGUGUCCUACUGUCAAACAAGAACUCCUGCAUCUCUUUUGAACUUGCAUCAGUACAGCAACCUGAUUAAAUAAAAAAUAACUGUUUCUCUGCAAA
Molecule: messenger RNA, 1066 nt
Organism: Xiphophorus hellerii (green swordtail)
Lineage: Eukaryota; Metazoa; Chordata; Actinopteri; Cyprinodontiformes; Poeciliidae
Gene: sparcl2
Product: SPARC-like 2
Exons: 9
Coding region: 227-1012 (261 amino acids)
Biological process (GO): anatomical structure development
Molecular function (GO): collagen binding; calcium ion binding; extracellular matrix binding
Source: RefSeq, a predicted model, not a curated record